AUGAACUCCCAAAUCCAUCUCGAUCCCUCUCUGAGGUCCAAUCCUUUGUCGUCGCCAGCACGAACUACGUCCCAGCAUUAUCCCGACGCCGUCCAGCAGGUCUACUCCCCAGUACAACCAUCACCGAACAACUCUUAUCAAAGCAUUCACACACCAAACUAUUAUGGCAAUCAACCCACUCAUGACAGUCCCGAUGAUCACAGUCCAGGAGCACAUCCCUCAGCCGGUCAAAAUCCGGACGACCUGAAACGUCCUCGUGCCUGUGAGGCAUGUCGCCAACUCAAGGUCAAAUGCGAGAUCGACGACAAUAGCCCAAAUGGAAGUUGCAAGAGAUGCGCCAAAGCUCACAGGCAAUGCAUCAUCACUCUGCCAAGCCGUAAGAGGCAGAAAAAGACUGAUAGUCGCGUCGCUGAGCUUGAGAAGAAGAUUGAUGCUUUAACCGCCACUCUAGCUGCACGGGGAGGUGCUGAGGAUAUUGCUCUAGAUCCCGCCAUUGCACAGCAACAAUACCAGCACCAACCUCCGAUCUACAACAAUCAAUGGAACGGCCCCGUUCCUCCCAUCCCGCCAUCCCCUUCCAAUCCAAUCCAAGUUGCUGGAAUAAAGAGAAAGUCAAUAGACACCUUCGGACCCUUCGGCGAUGAGCUUCACAGACCACAACAAGCUAUGAAAAGAGAGCCUUCGAUUGGACCUGCACAUCUAGCUGUAGGUGACGCCAGACAAUCACGAGCCGGUUCUGAGCCGCCUUCGCGAGACUUGGUUGAUCGAGGCCUCAUCGACACCAAAACUGCUUACAGAUGCUUCGAUCGCUACCACAAGGACAUGUCCUACAGGCUACCAGUGGUGAUAUUUCCCUCCGACACCAAAGCUGAGGACAUCCGUAAGAUAAAGCCCACCCUAUUUCACGCCAUUGUCGCCGUCGCAAGUGGUACUAUCAGGCCCGACUUACAGUCAAAGCUCAUUAGCGAUGCCACCAGAAUACUGGCUGAACGCAUUGUCUAUACGGGUGAGAAGUCCAUGGAACUGGUGCAGGCUAUUCAAAUCAUGACUGUCUUCUACCAGCCGCCUGAACGAUACGAGGAGUUGAACUUCAACCAGCUCAUUCAUAUUGCUGCGGUCAUGGCUUUGGAUAUCGGUAUGGGUAAAAGAACAAGAAAGAGUGCUCCCAUCAUCUUCAAAGGAUUUAUGGAAAGGAGUAAAGUAUUGCCUGACCCAAAUGCAGCUGAGACAAGACGAUGCUGGCUCGGUUGCUACUAUAUGUGUUCUAACUCUGCCAUGUCGCUACGACGACCUCUCCUAGUCCGAUGGUCACCUUACGCCGACGAGUGUCUCGAGAUCCUCAGAACUGCUCCCGAUGCUCUACCAUCCGACAAGUGGCUGUGUCAUAUCGUGAAAGCCCAGCACAUCGCUGAAAUGAUCGGGACUGAAUUUGCUAUGGACGACCCAGCAAAAGAAAUUCGUGUCACGGACUUGAACGUACAAUUUCACCUUCGCGGCCUCGAACAAGAAUUGGAGAAAUGGCACAAAGAGGGUGAAGACUUCAUGACUAGCCCAAUCAUGAGACACACAAAAGCAAUCAUCAACUUGUAUAUGCACGAGAUUGCAAUGCAUAAUGAGCACAACAUUGACGACUUCCGACCUCCUUACCACUCUACACCCAUAGAAGGACCACCUGAUCCCGACUCUGUCACACCAAUACACAUCGACUCCCUCACAAAAUGCCUGCACUCUGCCCACGAAGCUUUUGAUGCUUUCCUCUCAAUGGACAUUGAUUUCCUCCGCUCUUUGCCGACACAUUUCUUCGUGCGGAACUCUUACGCAGCCGUUGCCCUGAUCAAGCUCUACACUGCCUGCGCCGCCAAAGAAUCCAAGAUGGGCGCGAUUUUCCAACCUGCCGAGCUCAAAGUCGAUUACUACCUCGACGGCCUCAUCUCCACCCUUAUGAAAGUGGCAGAAGGCGGCAUGUCCCGCGUCGCAUACAAAUUCAGCAUAAUCUUUCAAAUGUUGCGAAACUGGCACCUAAAGCGUACAGAAGCUCCAAGCGGUCGCGGUAGCAGAGAGCACUCCCAACCACGAAUGCCACCGAAGGCCGUGGCUGCUUCGAGAACACCCGUGUACCACCCACCUCUCCCUCGUCCAAACGAGCCACAGCAGAAGAAUCAGUCACAGGCACAAAUCUGGCCACACCAAGCUCAAGCACACGCUCAGGCCCCAAUACAUCCCAGUCAUUCCCAGUCUCAAUCUCAGCCUCAAGGCCCUUCCCGCAACGGCCUCCAGAUGCUCUCCGAUGCAGCCAUGAACCCCCGACCAAUGCCCGGUCCACCCACCCAGCAAAGUCCCUGGCUCUCCUCGCCACAACAACAACAACAACAACAAGGUAUGCAGCAGAACCAACAGCCACCUCAACUUCCGACAAACAUGUCCCAGCAAAUGUCUGGCGAUCCCAACGCGGGAGGUGUACCCAUGGCCAUCGAUCCGAUGAUGGCUGCUGCGUAUGGGAUGCCGCCUGAUCAAAUGUCUUUACUGGACUUUACGAGUGAUGAACUUAUGGCUUAUGGAUUUGGGGAUGAGUUUUUGGCCAUGAAUUUUGGGUUUGAUCAGGGCGGUGGGUGGGCUAUAUGA
Messenger RNA from Lithohypha guttulata, 2622 nucleotides. RefSeq lists its product as uncharacterized. Gene Ontology annotation, cellular component: nucleus. The transcript has 2 exons. Gene Ontology annotation, molecular function: transcription cis-regulatory region binding; DNA-binding transcription factor activity, RNA polymerase II-specific; zinc ion binding. The record is from RefSeq and is a predicted model, not a curated record. NCBI's taxonomy places the organism in Eukaryota, Fungi, Ascomycota, Eurotiomycetes, Chaetothyriales, Trichomeriaceae. Bases 1 to 2622 code for a protein of 873 amino acids. Gene Ontology annotation, biological process: regulation of DNA-templated transcription; DNA-templated transcription.